This is a messenger RNA of Cucurbitaria berberidis CBS 394.84, 1421 nucleotides long. Its product is annotated as cytochrome P450. Gene Ontology annotation, molecular function: iron ion binding; oxidoreductase activity, acting on paired donors, with incorporation or reduction of molecular oxygen; heme binding. The coding region runs from base 1 to 1401 and encodes 466 amino acids. NCBI's taxonomy places the organism in Eukaryota, Fungi, Ascomycota, Dothideomycetes, Pleosporales, Cucurbitariaceae. The transcript has 4 exons. The record is from RefSeq and is a predicted model, not a curated record.
AUGAGUGCGUUUGGAAUUUUGGGUGCUCUCACUGCCACGUACCUAAUUUAUUGGAUUGUCCGAGCCGUGUACCGCGUUAAAUUUCACCCCCUCUCACGAUUUCCAGGGUCUAAGGUCGCAGCAGCAUCAGCAGCCUGGUACGAAUGGUACUGGAACUUCCACCAGCCAGGCCAACUCCUUUUCGAAAUUGAGCGGCAACACCAAAAGUAUGGGCCCAUCAUUCGAAUUGGGCCAUCAGACCUCCACAUCAACGAUCCGGAGGUAUACCAAGAUGUGACUAGGGUCGGCUCGAAAUUCGUAAAGGAUGCCAAGUUCUACAACUUCAUCACCUUUCCGGGUUCAUCGAUAGGAGAGACAGACCCAGCAGCGCAUCGGAUUAGACGACAAGUACUGACGCCUGCAUUCUCACCCCAGCGCGUGCAGGAAUUGGCUCCCUUCAUCAAGCAGCAAGUCGACAAAUUACUGUCUCGGUUCUCGGAAUUUGCAAAAACGUCAACACCAGUCGACGUUAACGCGGCAUCCAAGGCCUUCACUAUGGAUAUAAUUUCGAAGAUCCUGUUUGGUCAACAGGUCGGGUGUUUGGAUGAUCCGGAGUUCCGCAAUGACUUCGUGAGGUAUAUCAAGGAGGCUUUCGAGAUGGGUUGGACAGCCACCGCAUUCCCGGAAUUGACCAAAUUCAUGCUAUCGGUGCCGGACUGGCUCUCGAAAGCUAUUUUCCCAAUUCCUAUCAUGAUCUUCAAGGAGGUGAGUAGCUACCUCGAGCGCCAGAAGCACACCACAUCCGUUGCAGAGCCUGAACAUAUGAAAUCAGUAGUGAUCGAUAUGCUUGUUGACGCCAAUUCAGCCAAAGGGCAUGUAGUUCCAACUCCUGACCAACUGACUGAGGAGAUCAUCAUGCUGCUAUCGGCUGGAAAUGAUACCACGUCGGACGCUCUGAUCAUUGGGAUAUGGCAGAUAUGUCGACAUCCUGAGGUAGUCCGACGGCUAGAAGACGAACUGAACAUGGCCUUUCCGAACGUAAGGAAUACUGAUGCGAUUACCUACGAGAAUGUCAGAAGUUUGCCGUACCUGAAUGCAGUCAUCAAAGAAAUCUUGCGUAUAAGCAAUCCAUUGCCAGGACGCUUACCACGCCUUGUUCCACAAGAAGGGUAUAACUUGUACGGACAGCAUGUGCCCGCAGGAACUGCUCUCAAUUUUUCAGCUCAUUUGUUGAAUCGACAUCCCUCCGUAUGGACCAAUCCCAAGGACUUUGACCCUAACAGGUGGUUGGGUUCAGAUACUGCAUUCCUAGACAAAUAUCUAGCAACUUUCCAGAACGGAACACGUCAGUGUCUCGGGAAACAGUAUGUCUCGGAUUUUUCCAUUAGAAGUGCUGCCUGGCUGACGAGUCCCGUAGACUAGCGUGGUGUGAGAUGUACACG